AUGACACAACGAACCCAGAAUGAUACAAAAUCCACAGAGUUGGAUGCUGUGCCUGAGAGACCGCAGACCUCCAUGAGCAGAACAAGCUUAGGAGGUGCCGAGGCGUCAAUGAAAGAUGGCCUCGGCGACACCUCAUCGUCCUCUCCGUAUGGUACGCGGUCUAGGAAUAGGACAGGCAACGCCCGUCCUAACUAUGCAGAGGACAAGGACAUGGACCUUGACUACGAGUAUUUACCACCCAAGAAGGAGAAUGAGCUCAAGAAGUCGACUCGCCAAAACAAUCCUUCUCCCGCUGCACCUGUGGAGGCUCUGCGACCUGGCGGCUCCUCGAGAAAAUCUGGAGUUGAUGAGGGCAAACCCGCCCCUCCCCAACGAACGGGACUAAGGAGCAAAUUUCACCACCUGAAGCUACGCCUAACCACGGUACAAAUGGCAUAG
Messenger RNA from Parascedosporium putredinis, 438 nucleotides. Lineage: Eukaryota; Fungi; Ascomycota; Sordariomycetes; Microascales; Microascaceae. The record is from the annotation of a GenBank genome assembly.